AUGUGCGUUUUAUGUUGGGGUAGCAAUGAGAAAGCAAGAAAAAAAGCCGGAAAGAAGGCGUUUUGCGGGGGAGUACAAAUUGAGUUCAAGAACGAUUCUCAGGCUCUACUGUGGUGCCGGAUAGCUAUAAAUAAAGAUAAAGAAAAUGCCGUAAAGAAAAGUGAUAAAAAUAAAAGUAUACCUAAACGAUAA
Molecule: messenger RNA, 192 nt
Organism: Clunio marinus
Lineage: Eukaryota; Metazoa; Arthropoda; Insecta; Diptera; Chironomidae
Source: the annotation of a GenBank genome assembly